AUGGCAGACACCACAUCGGUGCCACCACCUUCAUCUUCACAAAAUCAUGAACGAGACAAAGCCAAUCAAAAAGUUCCCUUUUACAAGCUAUUCACUUUUGCUGAUCACCUUGACAAGGCAUUGAUGAGCAUUGGCACGAUCUGUGCCAUAGCUAAUGGGUGGUCACAGCCUCUCAUGACCGUCAUUUUAGGGAAACUCAUCAACACAUUUGGCUCCACCGAUCCAUCCAGUGCUAUCAGGGAAGUUUCCAAGGUUUCAUUAUUAUUUGUAUACCUGGCUAUUGGGACUGGAAUUGCGUCAUUCCUACAGGUAGCAUGUUGGAUUGUAACAGGAGAAAGACAAGCUGCAAGGAUCCGUGGCUUGUACUUGAAAACUAUAUUGAAGCAAGACAUUGCCUUCUUUGACACUGAAACAAAUACAGGAGAGGUAAUUGGGAGAAUGUCUGGUGAUACCAUUCUCAUUCAAGAUGCCAUGGGAGAAAAGGUUGGGAAAUUCAUACAACUUGCUUCAAAUUUUAUUGGUGGCUUUGUGAUUGGUUUCAUAAAAGGAUGGCGAUUGGCUGUAGUAUUGCUUGCAUGUUUACCAUGUGUCGUUGUUGCUGGUGGAAUAAUGUCUAUGUUGAUGGCUAAAAUGUCAAGUCGUGGCCAAGCUGCUUAUGCUGAAGCAGGAAAUGUUGUUGAACAAACAGUGGGAGCUAUUAGAACAGUGGCAUCUUUCACUGGAGAGAAAAAGGCAAUAGACCAGUAUAAUAUAAAGUUAAAGGUUGCUUAUAGAUCAACGGUUCAACAAGCAAUAACCUCAGGGUUAGGAAUGGGGGUACUUUUGCUGAUUAUUUUCUGCACCUAUGGACUUGCCACAUGUUAUGGUUCCAAACUAGUUCUUGAGAAAGGAUACAAUGGUGGAACUGUCAUCACCGUAAUCAUUGCUAUUAUGACUGGUGGAAUGUCACUUGGUCAAACAUCCCCAAGCCUGAAUGCAUUUGCAGCAGGCCAAGCUGCAGCAUAUAAGAUGUUUGAGACAAUUAAAAGAAAGCCAAUAAUUGAUGCUUAUGACACCAGUGGUGUUAUCUUGGUAGAUAUAAAAGGAGAUAUCGAACUCAAAGAUGUUUCCUUCAGAUACCCUGCAAGGCCAGAUGUGCAGAUAUUCUCUGGAUUCUCGUUGUAUGUUCCUAGUGGCACAACUGCAGCUUUAGUGGGUCAAAGUGGAAGUGGGAAGUCUACUGUAAUCAGUUUAUUAGAAAGGUUUUAUGAUCCUGAUUCUGGAGAAGUACUCAUAGAUGGUGUGAAUUUGAAGAAUUUUCAGGUUAGAUGGAUAAGAGAACAAAUAGGAUUGGUUAGUCAAGAACCUAUCUUAUUUGCCGCUAGUAUCAAAGAGAACAUAGCCUAUGGGAAAGAAGGUGCAACUGAUGCGGAAAUAAUAACAGCAAUAAAACUUGCCAAUGCCAAAAAGUUCAUUGACAAGCUUCCUCAGGGUCUUGAUACUAUGGCAGGGCAGCAUGGGACUCAACUUUCUGGUGGCCAAAAGCAAAGAAUUGCAAUUGCAAGGGCAAUUUUGAAGAAUCCAAAAAUCCUUCUUCUUGAUGAAGCAACAAGUGCAUUGGAUGCUGAGUCUGAACGUAUUGUUCAAGAAGCAUUAGAAAAUGUCAUGUCAAAAAGGACUACUGUAGUUGUUGCACAUCGUUUAACAACAAUUAGAAACGCUGACACCAUAGCAGUGGUUCAACAAGGCAAAAUUGUAGAGAAAGGAACUCAUGAUGAGUUGAUCAAAGAUGUUGAUGGUGCUUAUUCACAGCUUAUUCGUCUGCAAGAACGAGCUAAGGAAGACGAAGGUAGCCAUAAUUCUGAAGCAGAGAAGCCAAGUACCAGUUUGAAUUUAGAUUAUCAAACGGCUAAAUCUAGCACCCUGAGAAUAAGCAGAGGUUCAUCAGGGAGACAAUCGCAGUCACAUAGCUUUUCUCUUUCUCAUCAAAGUGGGGCACAUCCACUUGGAGAAACAGAAGAUGUGGAUAUUGAAAGAAGUAAAAUGGAUACUAAGAAUUCCAAAAGGGUUUCUAUAAAACGUUUGCUCUACUUGAACAAACCUGAGCUUCCUGUCUUAUUGCUUGGAUCCAUUGCUGCAAUAGUACAUGGUGUUGUGUUCCCGAUAUUUGGCCUCUUGUUUUCAUCAGCAAUAACUACGUUCUACGAACCUCCAGUAAAACAGCGGAAAGAUGCUAGGUUCUGGUCACUUUUGUAUGUGGGUUUGGGAAUAGUUACUCUAGUGGUCUUACCAGUUCAGAAUUACUUCUUUGGCAUUGCUGGUGGAAAAUUAAUAGAAAAAAUUCGUUCACUGACAUUUGCAAAGGUUGUGCACCAAGAAAUAAGCUGGUUUGAUGAUCCUGCUAAUUCAAGUGGUGCAGUUGGAGCAAGAUUAUCUACUGAUGCUUCAACAGUGAAAAGUCUUGUCGGUGACACCUUGGCCCUCAUUGUGCAAAACAUAUCAACAAUCACAGCAGGUCUAGUAGUAGCAUUCACUGCUAAUUGGAUUCUUGCUCUCAUAAUUCUGGCUGUGUCACCCUUGGUCCUUAUGCAAGGAUUCCUUCAAAUGAGGUUUUUAAAAGGAUUCAGUGCAGAUGCUAAGGUUAAGUAUGAAGAGGCAAGUCAGGUGGCAAAUGAUGCCGUUGGUAGCAUCAGAACCGUGGCAUCAUUUUGUGCUGAAUCCAAGGUGAUGGAUAUGUACAGGAAAAAAUGUUUAGAGCCCGAAAAACAAGGUGUUCGGUUGGGACUUGUUAGUGGUGCAGGAUUUGGUCUCUCUUUUUUGGCUCUAUACUGCACAAAUGCUUUUUGUUUCUACAUAGGAUCUGUUCUUGUGCAACAUGGGAAGGCAACUUUUUCUGAGGUUUUCAGGGUUUUCUUUUGUUUGACAAUCACAGCAAUUGGUAUUUCCCAGACUGCUGCCUUGGCACCAGACACUAACAAGGCCGAAGAUUCAGCAGCUUCAAUAUUUGAAAUUCUUGACAGAAAACCUGCUAUUGACUCCAGCAGCAAUGAGGGUAGAACACUAGAAACUGUGGCUGGUUAUAUUGAUCUGCAAUAUGUCAGCUUUAAUUACCCAACUAGGCCUCAUGUUCAAAUUUUCAAAGAUUUGUGUCUAAGCAUUCCUGCUGGAAAGACUGUUGCCUUGGUUGGAGAAAGUGGUAGUGGAAAAUCAACAGUGAUUAGCCUCUUAGAGAGAUUUUAUAACCCUGAUUCUGGACGUGCACUACUAGAUGGAAUGGACAUAAAAGAGUUCAGACUAAACUGGUUGAGGCAACAGAUGGGUUUGGUCGGUCAAGAGCCUAUUCUUUUUAAUGAAAGCAUUCGUGCCAACAUAGCAUAUAGCAAGGAGGGAGGUGCUACAGAGAAUGAAAUAAUUGAAGCAGCUAAAGCAGCCAAUGCACACGAGUUCAUAAGUUCUCUUCCAAAUGGUUAUGACACCAAUGUUGGAGAAAGAGGCACGCAACUUUCCGGAGGGCAAAAACAGCGUAUUGCCAUUGCAAGAGCCAUGCUGAAAGACCCCAAAAUCCUUUUGCUUGAUGAGGCAACUAGUGCACUUGAUGCAGAGUCAGAGAGAAUAGUCCAAGAGGCUCUAGAUAGAGUUAGUGUGAGCAGAACCACUGUAGUGGUAGCUCACCGUCUUACAACAAUUAGGGGUGCUGACAUGAUAGCAGUGAUAAAAAAUGGGGAGGUUGCAGAAAAGGGUAGGCAUGAUGAUUUGAUGAAGAUCACCGAUGGAGUUUAUGCAUCAUUGGUAGCUCUACACAUGAGUUCAUCAUAA
This is a messenger RNA of Abrus precatorius (Indian licorice), 3795 nucleotides long. Its product is annotated as ABC transporter B family member 9-like. Lineage: Eukaryota; Viridiplantae; Streptophyta; Magnoliopsida; Fabales; Fabaceae. Gene Ontology annotation, cellular component: membrane. Gene Ontology annotation, biological process: transmembrane transport. The transcript is spliced from 12 exons. Gene Ontology annotation, molecular function: ATP hydrolysis activity; ABC-type transporter activity; ATP binding. Bases 1 to 3795 code for a protein of 1264 amino acids. The record is from RefSeq and is a predicted model, not a curated record.